Messenger RNA from Culex quinquefasciatus (southern house mosquito), 1652 nucleotides. Its product is annotated as guanine nucleotide-binding protein subunit beta-like protein 1. The transcript is spliced from 2 exons. The record is from RefSeq and is a predicted model, not a curated record. Gene Ontology annotation, molecular function: protein binding. The coding region runs from base 264 to 1253 and encodes 329 amino acids. NCBI's taxonomy places the organism in Eukaryota, Metazoa, Arthropoda, Insecta, Diptera, Culicidae.
AAAGUGACAGUUUGGUUUUUUGUUCGCGGUUUCAGUUCGUCGUCAUAUCGGAACACGGUGCGUCGCAGGAAAUCGUUUUCGGUUCCCGUGCGAGCAGCUGCUCCCGAUUCUCCAGCGCGGCCGCAAGGUCACACCCGCCGGACCCAACGGAAUGGAAUGCAACUCCACGUAAUCGCGUCGCGAAACUAGGUCACGUCGACGAAACGGGAUUUGCGUGUUGGCCUUUUUUUUGCAUAUCAUAUUUGUCUUUUGCUCAACGCGCCAUGGCUCUGCUGCCGCCGGAUCCGGUUUACUGUCUGAAAUCACCCGAUCUGAGUCCGUUUCAUUCGCUGUGCUUUCACACGUCCGAGCGGAUCUACGCCGGCACCGGCAAGGGAACCGUCCAGCUGUGGGAUUUGCACACGAACCGCUCCCCGUACCAACUCCCGGUCGGUCCCAGCCCGGUGAUUGCCCUGGACCACACCGAAGAUGCCGCCUUGCUAACUCAGGAGAAGAACGACUGCGUGGUCAAGCUGUGGCAGCUGACCAACUCGGCGUACGUCGAGAGUCACCAGGUCAGCACGGACCACGUCGGCUUUUGCCGGUUCGUGUACAACCCGUCCGCCGUGGGUGGCCCAGCUGUGAUAGUUCCCCGCGGGGGAUCCAACAUUUCCAUCCUGUGCGGCCGCACCCUGGCCGAGCGGCAGGUGCUAGUCGUUGAAGAUGGCGCCGGGCUGCCCCCGCUCGGAACCGUAAUGUGCUUCUUGCCCGUCCAACUCGGCGCCGCCGGAGUGACCUACCUGUUGGCCGGCUACGAGUCCGGCACGCUCGUACUGUGGGACCUGAACUGCUCCAAGGUGGUGAGCCACCUCAAACUUGCCACGGCCGACGACGAAUGCCUCAUGACGCUAGACUACGACCCCGUGACGAACCGUGGCGUUGCCGGCGGAUCGUCCGACCGGAUCACGGUCUUCUCGCUGGACCGCGCGACGGGUGAAAUCCGGCGCAAGUCCGACAUCGGAAUCAAGAACGCGGGCGUGCACCGGGUGCGCAUCCGCAAGGACCUGAAGGUGUUUUCCAGCGCCGGCUGGGACGGCCGCAUUCGGAUCUUCUCGUGGAAGAGUCUGCGGCCGUUGGCGGUCCUCACGGAACAUCGCGGCGGCGAGCUGCUCGACCUGGCGUACUCCGAGGAUAAGGUCUCGAUGUGGAAGGCCGCCAUCAUGGCGGCGGCCGGCUCCGACGGGCAGAUCUCGCUGUGGGAUUUGUACAACUGAGAGUGAGGUAAAUAAAACCGCGGACGAUUUUUUUUCUUACAAUUUUACUUUAUUAUUCACAUAUGAGUUCCGACAAUUUUUGUUUGCAUUUUCGUUAGAAUUUUUUCACAUGAUACUCGUUACUUAACAUUAUUUUUGUCGCGUUUAAACCUUCAAAAUUGUUAAGAGAUUUACACAUUUAUGAUGCGGUUGUAACAACACACGAAACGAUUCUUGACUGUGACGAAAUUUUGCCUAACCGGAAGUUACUUUAAAAGUACGCAGCACGCCCAUUUAAAUUUACACAGCUUUCGGCUUAUUUGUUCUGAACGACGAAUCUACGAGACUAGAGCAUAUAUUAUAAUAUAAAUAUAUUACUAUUUUUACUACAUGUUUACAGAAAACAAAAAUAUUCACAAA